UUUCGCUCUUUUAUGGACUGUACCACUUAAAUAUAUGGAGAACCAAUGUUUACGCUCACAGUAAACUACUACUAGUACGGUGUUGCACGAACCCAACCCGGAACCCAAAUAUUGAAUAGGGGCUUUAGGACUUUUACAUGCAUAUGAUCUGUUUUACUAAUGUAUUGCUUUUUAUUAUGCACACACACUUGCCCUGUCUCACUAUCAGAUGGUACGGAGCAGGGAAAGACUGCCAUUUUACACACACUCCCCUUCCCCGGCCGCUUGCGAACUCCAAGUCUUAGUAAAUGUUGGGGACAAAUAUUUGUUACCACAGUGGCUUAUAAUUAAAAAAUACGUCUUAACGCAUAAUCUUUUUGUAAACACCAACCUUUGUUUACUUUCUUAAGCAACACAUCUGCCAUAACGUUAGGAAGGCACAGUGUUAGUGAAAGGACCUGGAUGGACAGCCUGGACCAUGAAACCUUGUACCUGUCUCCGGAGCAGCCUGGGCAAGCACAGCCUGAGCUCUCCAUUCUUGCCCCAGAGGCUGCAAACAUGGGGGGUGGAAAAAAGAUGAAUGGGUCCUUGGACAAUCCGGACCAGCCAGACAUGGACGCCAUCAAGAUGUUUGUGGGCCAAAUUCCACGUUCCUGGUCCGAGGACCAGCUCCGGGAGCUGUUUGAGUCCUACGGAGCUGUGUACGAGAUCAAUGUUCUCCGAGACCGCAGCCAGAACCCCCCACAGAGCAAAGGGUGCUGUUUCAUAACAUAUUACACACGCAAAUCUGCCUUGGAAGCACAAAAUGCACUACACAACAUGAAGAUCCUACCAGGGAUGCACCACCCAAUCCAAAUGAAGCCCGCCGACAGUGAGAAAAACAAUGCCGUGGAAGACCGAAAGCUGUUCAUAGGAAUGAUCUCCAAGAAGUGUAACGAGAACGACAUCAGGCAGAUGUUCUCUCCCUACGGCCAGAUCGAGGAGUGCAGAAUACUGCGCGGCCCAGAUGGACUCAGUCGUGGUUGUGCAUUUGUGACGUUCACUGCUAGACAAAUGGCCCUGUCAGCCAUCAAGACAAUGCACCAGUCACAGACAAUGGAGGGCUGUUCUUCGCCCAUUGUGGUGAAGUUUGCAGACACACAGAAGGACAAGGAGCAGAAGCGAAUGGCCCAGCAGCUCCAGCAACAGAUGCAGCAGCUCAACGCUGCCUCCAUGUGGGGCAACCUCACUGGACUCAACAGCCUGGGGCCACAGUACCUGGCACUUUAUUUACAGCUGCUGCAGCAGUCAGCCUCUGCAGGGAACGCACUCAACAAUCUGCACCCUAUGUCAGGUCUGAACGCCAUGCAGAACUUGGCAGCACUAGCAGCAGCAGCGGCGGCAAGUGCCACACAGGCCACAUCCUCAGGCUCGAGCGCCAUGACAACAUCCAGCAGCCCACUCAGUAUGCUCACCAGUUCAGGCUCCUCUCCCACCUCAAGCAACAACUCAUCAGUAAACCCCAUGGCUUCUCUAGGAGCCCUCCAGUCAUUGGCUGCAGGCGCCGGAGCUGGCCUCAACAUGAGCUCACUUGCAGGCAUGGCUGCCCUCAAUGGUAGCCUGGGCGGUGGGAACCUGUCCAAUGGCUCGGGGAACACCAUGGAGGCUCUGAGCCAGGCCUACUCUGGCAUCCAGCAGUACGCCGCCGCCGCACUGCCCAGCCUCUACAACCAGAGCCUGUUGUCCCAGCAGAGUGUGUCAGCGGCAGGGAGCCAGAAAGAAGGUCCUGAAGGAGCAAACCUGUUCAUCUACCACCUUCCCCAGGAGUUUGGAGACCAAGACCUUCUUCAGAUGUUCAUGCCGUUUGGGAACGUAAUCUCCGCUAAGGUCUUCAUUGACAAGCAGACCAACCUCAGCAAGUGUUUUGGCUUCGUCAGCUAUGACAACCCGGUGUCAUCACAGGCGGCCAUCCAAUCAAUGAACGGUUUCCAGAUUGGCAUGAAGAGGCUCAAGGUGCAGCUGAAGCGCUCUAAGAACGACAGCAAGCCCUACUGAGACCGCUGAGGCGCUUUGGACUUGGUUGAGAAGGGUGCUGUUCCCUGGUAAGUGGAGUGUGAAUAAGGCCUUUUGCUUCCUGCACACCCACCCUGCCGCCCCCACUCUGCUCUCCUGUAACUCCUCCUCACCUCUUCCCUUUGUAUAUUCCAGGGUGAGUCUCUCUCUCUAUCUCGCUGUCUCUCCGUUAGGCUACGCAGGCACUGAGACCAUAGAUACACACCACUUUCGUUUUCUUUGUUUUCUUACGUUGGUUGUUCUUUGUGGAACAAAAAAAUAACUGGAUUCUUGUGAUCUGUUGGGAGUUUUGAGGGUUUAUUUAUCCUUUUUCUUUUUCAAGAUGAGAAGGAAAGGCAAGUGUUUUUUGUAAGAUGUUCUAGCAGCUUGCUGUGAUAAAUUAUACAUACAUAUAGGAAUUUAUAUAUAUUUAUACACGUUGUUCAUUAAUAUUGAUGUGUUGCGCAUUGAAUUUGUUGCCAAGAUAUGCCUUUUUUUUUCUGCUUUCUGCUCCGUGCUUCUACCUACUAAGCGUAACCUCUCCUAAGCACACCUUACCCCAUCCCACAUCAAGAAGGAAGCUUCUCUUUACCUUUCCUAAAGAUGCUCUCUCUUCACAGUUGUGAAGAGAGAGAGCAGAAGAUAGCUGGAUUUGAUACCGCAAACAACCCCCAAAACGUCCCCUUCGUCUCUGGUCCUUCCCUCUCUAUGUUGCUCCUCCAUUGAGAAGUUUUGCACUUCAUACACCUGUGAUGGACAGGCAUAAUAGAUGAAUAUAACCAAUAGGGGAAGAGAGGAGCUGAAUGGUCAAAAAUGUGCAUUUUCUUUAGAUCUAAAUUGACUCAUCGACGCGUCUUUUUUUAUAGUUUCACAGUCUAAUAAAUUAUUUAAUAUUUGGACGAUACAGGAUAUAUUUGCUAAAUCUAUUGUGUUUUUUCUGUUAGUCCUUGUUUGCCUUCAUCUCGGUCUGCAAUGUGUGCAGUAUGAGAAUAAUCCAUAGAUUAAUCUUAGAUUAAUGCCGCACUUGCCUUUGGCUGGUCAUUCUACAAAGUGAAGGUUGUUGGUCUGGUUCUGACUGAAAUAAACCGCUAUUUUGAAUUUGCACUUCACGAGGCGGUCAGUGGUGUUUGGUCACCAUAUAUGGGCUGUCAUUCAAUUCAAUUUUCAAUUCAGAUCACCAAAGCAGCUACACCCUUGGCCCUAUGUCAAAUGCUGCAGUGCAAAGAGAGCAAGCAUAAACAAGUCAAUUCAUCCAAAUGUCAAAACAUGAUGUUAUGGGUUAAUUUCUCUGAGUCUAUGAUAUCUGUAAUAUAGUUUAUUCUGUAUACAUUGCCAAGUGUACAUUAAUCCUCAAUGUAGUUAUGAUAUCGUACUUCUUCAGUAUAUUUGUGCUUGUCAUCAUUUGUGUUUUGAAACAAACUGGUUUGUAAGAAAUGUCCUGCUUGUUAGUAGCAAAAAUGAUUGAGCAGGUUAACUGGUAACAAAUUGUUUGUUUCAAACUAUUUGUAAACGAUUUUGAUGAUCGCAUACUUAUCUACUGAAGCCUACAGUACAUUGUUUGUUUUAAACUAUUUGUUCACGCAUUUUGAUGAUCGCAUAGUUAUCUAAAUAAAUUUUGAAGAGACACGUUGUCAGUUUGUUAGACGUUCAAGAACUCUUCACAUAUUUAUAUUUUUAUUUAUUUUUUAAGCAAGGGAGAGCUAAGUAAAUGUCCAUACGAUGUAUAUUACCAACAAAAACUAUAAUGCCUUUUCUAUUUUUAUAAAGGUUUUAUACUUCGUGUGUUUGGGACCUAUAGGACGUUUCAAGUCCAGCUUCCUUAAUGAAACUCAUGUGUCGUUAUCUAACCAUUUCAGUGUUCUCUUAUGGUGCUGUGUAAUGCCCUAAGAAGUAUGGAACUACAUGUGUGUAGGAUCCGCGGCAAGUGUUGCUAAUGACAAUAUCAAGCCCCCUUACCAUGCGCUGUUGUCAGUUUCCUCUUUUAUAAAACGAAAAUAGCAGAAAUUAUAUCUUUCCUUCAAUUAUUAUUUAAAGGAGUACGCCGAGCUAUCUGUAAAUUGCUGUUUGUCUGUCUUGUUAAGAUUCAGAUCAGUCUUUUAAGACCAAAUUCAUACUUGUGCUUCCAGAAGGGGAGUUCACUAGCCUGGGAACCAGACAAAUAUCUAGAGCUCAUUUUUGAUUUUUCCUGCAGUUAAGGUCUUGCUCCCAUACAAAAAGAUUUCUGCCUGUUACGGGAUAGACCUACCAUUCACAACCGUUUAUCUAAGAUGAGGCAGGUUAAAUACGGGGAUAGUGCAGAGGAGCGCUGUAGAGUAAUUGUCUACAACAAAGAUGGCUGUUGCUGAUGUAUAAUAGUUUGUUGAUUACGCCAGGGGUUCUCAACCACCGGGCCGCCGACUGGUACCGGGCUGCGGAGCAUUGGCCACCGGGCCACAGAGAUUUAGAAAAAAAUAUAAAGGAAACGAUUUUAUGCUUUUAUAUGCUUAUUGCAUACUGUUAACAGACGAUGAACAAGCUACAGUAUAUCAGAAUCAGAAUCAGUUUAUUUUCGCUGAGUUCUCACAUAAUAAAAACAAGGAAUUUGACUUGGUAAAACUAGAUGGCUAGUCUUGCCAGGGACCUAGUAAAUAAGUCAUAAGUUAAUUAAAGGAUAGGGCAUUCAUGAUAUCUAUGACAAUAAGAGACGUUCUCCAGUAAAAAAGUGCAAGUGCUCACAUGGUGGAGAGGGGGGCGGGAUGGUGGUGUCUGUGUGUGGUGGCUGUGCAGGGGAAGAAACUGUUCUUGAAGUCCUGGUCUCCUGCCGGAGGGGAGUGUCUGAAAAAGACACUGGCCGGGAUGGGAGGGGUCGGACGCCUUCUUCUUUUACCCUCCCUAGGGUCCUGGAGGAGUGCAGGCUAAGCAGAGAGGGCAGGCUGCAGCCACUCGCCCUCUCAGCAGUGUGGAAGAUGCGCUGCAGUCAGUGUGCAGUCUUCCCUCGUCCCUCGCUGUGACAGCUGGGCACCAGACUCGGAGGGAGGAUGUGAGGAUGGACUCUAGGGUGGCUGAUUAGAAGUGAACCAGCAUUGAAAAGGGCAGGUUGCAUUUCCUCAGCUGCCGAAGAAAGUAGAUCCUCAUGCCUACCCAGAAAGACAUGCCUACCCAGCUUCACAUGCUGCUUCCUGUCGGACAGGAGUCAGUGAUCCACCUGCAGGUUGAGUCAGGCACAUUUCACUUGGGGGAGUUUGUCCUGCAACCUAGCCGGGAUAAUGGUGUUAAAGGCAGAACCAAAGUCCACAAAGAGUAUCCUAGAAUAGGUGCCAGUAGCGUCCAGGGUGCCAUUUUGACUGUCAUCCACAGAUCUGUUUGACCUAUAGGCAAAUUGCAGGGGAUCCAGAUGGGGGUUGGUGAUGGGUUUUGAGGUGAGACAGCACAUGGCGUUCAAAGGUUUUCAUGGCUACAGUGGUCAGGGCUAUAGGUCUGUAUUCAUUAAGUGUGUGAUCUUUGCUUUUUUCGGCACAGGGAUGAUGGUUGAGGCCUUGAAGCAGGCUGCCACCUGAUUUGUCUCUGAGGUGUUAAAGGUGUCAGUGCACACCUCAGACAGUUGGGCUGCACAGUGCCUCAGGGUGAAUCCCCUUGCGGGGAUCUGCCUCUUAAACAGUAUGUUCACAUCUCUCAAGUAUGGAGAGAGAGGUGGAGGUGGUGGGGGGGGGCACCUAGAGUGACAGGCAGGGGAGGUUCAGGGUUAGGGGACAGGGUGGUUGAGCAGGAAGGUGGGGUGGUAGGGUCAUUCCAUUUCCUGUCAAAGCGGCAGUCAAAGUCAUUUAGGCAGUUGGCAAGUUGGUGUGAGUCGUUGGUGAUGGUAUUGGUAGAUUUGGCUGAACCCCCCCCCAAACAGAGACAGAGUCACUGGCAGUGAACUGCUGCUGUAACUUUACAGUGUUCUGCUGUUUGGCAUCCCUUACUGCCUUGUUGAAUGAAUACUUCAAUGCUUUGAACCUGUCUCUGUCUCCACUCCUAAACGCUACCUCUUUUUCCCUCCUCAGCCUUUUGAGCCUAGCUGUGUGAACCAGGGUUUGUCGUUGUUGAAACAUACCCUGCUGCAUGAUGAUAUGCAAGCAUCCACACAGAAACUGACAUGGCGUCACAGCGUCUUUGUACUUGUCUAGGCUGUUGGCUGCAGUCUUAAAAACCUCCCAGUCAGUGCCCUCUAGACAUGCCUUCAGGUUCUCCACUGCCCCAACAGUCCACUGUUUUGUAUUCUGACAGCAGGUUUAGUGAGCUUCAGUCUCUGUCUGUAUGUGGGAAUCAGGUGGACUGUGACCUGGUCUGACAAGCCUAGUGUGGCAUGCGGAACCACACGGUACGCACUGCAUAUCGUACAACAGUGAUCUACAAUAUUAUCUCUCGUCAGACAUUAAAUAUGCUUUGUAUUUUGUGAGUAUUGGCAUGGGGCCGGAUGUAAAUGCCAACUAGAAUAAAAGAGGCAAACUCUCGUGGGUAGUAGAAGGGUUUUCAGUUAAGUAAGAAUGAUUUGAGAUGAGGUUGUUGCUGAUGAUGAUAGUUGUGACAUUGUUACACCAGCCGAUGUUGACGUAAAGGCAUAUUCCACCGCCUUUCGCUUUGCCGGAGAGCUCAUUGUCCCGAUCUGCCCGAAAGAGUUGGAAUCCUGACCGAUUUAUAGCGGCAUCAGGGGUGGUUUCACCCAACCACGUCUCGGUGAAACUCAAGGCAGCAGAUGAUGAAAAGUCUCUGGAUUUCCCAACCAGUAGUUGUAGUUCAUCCAUCUUAUUUCCCAGCUAGCGAACGUUGGAGAGGAAAAUGCCCAACAUUGGAGUUGACUUACCGUUGACUUACUCUCAGAGUUCAGAGUAAGUAAACGGGAACCGUAGCCCUGAUGUCCAUGAGCUUGUCUCUAGUAUACGAGCAACAAUACCCUUAGUUUAUGAUAAAAUCAAGACAAAACAAAGCGCACCAAGUUACCGAGGCAGCCAUCAGCAACGCCAUGAAGAAUGUAUAACAGUUCUGUUGGUAGACUGUUACUAUCUAUUAAUAAAACUGUGUUUUUAUUCUUAAUAAUGGUCCUACAGUACCUAUGUUCACGGAUACUGCUUCUAUUACCAUGCAGUUACAAUAGUUUAGCUCCUGUUCAUGCGAGGGGAAUACACUUUAUUUGUUUAUAGGGCCUGUCUCAACACAACAAGAUUGUAGUAUCUGCAAACACAUAGAUAAUUCUGCGCUAUUUUUGGCGCUGUGAUUCUUUAGAAAAAGUAGAAAUAGUAAGAAAUUAAUAAAAAAGUGUAUUCCCCUCACAUGAACAUGAGCAAGGCUACUGUAUCUGCAAUCCAUGGAAGCGACUAACAGAACGCAAAUGCAAACGUAGUGAAUUCGCGUUCUGGACACAAUGAAUUUGAAAUUACUAAUGAAUCUGGGUAAGACAGCCAAAUUAGCUUAAAAACAGGACUGUUUGAUCACUGCUUCAUUGUAAAGAUGUCCAAAGAGUUUCUGCUCAUAGAAUAGAUUAUGAUCUGAUGCGGCAGCAAUGUGUUUAUGGAAAUGUGUAAGUGGAAAAGUAACAGUGUCUUGUUGGAAAGGUAUUUGGGAACAGAAAAGUGUUCUCUCUCUAUCUCUCUCUCUCUCUAUAUAUAUAUAUAUAUAUAUAUAUAUAUAUAUAUAUAUUUAUUUAUUUAUUUCUUUAUUUCAAAAGGCUAGCAGCUACAAGGAAGCCGGUACAUGUCUGGACCCACACUUUCCUCGUCUCUCAAGCUCCCUGUGCUCACACAGUGUUGAAUGUUUAGGUUGUGUGUGUUUAUUAGUCUAAAACUCUGUGUGUUUGUAAGUGUCAUUUUUAUGUUCUUUCUCUCUCGCACUCUCCCUGUGUUCCAUUGUUGUCGUUGUUUAACCUCAGUUUGUCUCCCUUUUGUGUUUUUCUUUUUGUGUUUUUUAUUCUAGAUCUCUUCCUGCCCGUUUGUUCAUCGUUUGCCCUAGCAUGUCGAUGUGAGGUCACAGUCCAAUCGUCCAGUCCUUGUCCUCUACGCUUCUCUGAUGCUUCUACUUUCACUUUUAAUCUUGUGUUCUUGAGUUUUUGUUGUUCAUUUGCAUUUUUGAGGUUCCUCAUUGGUCUGUGUGUGUGUUUGUUGUGAGGGGAGGGGGGGGACUAUGUUUUGAAAGUUGGAUACAUAUUGUUGCUAGCAAAAAGAUUAUCUAUUUUUCUAGUUCCUGAUUAAAUAACCACUAGAUUUUGCUAAUUGUUAAUGACAAGAAAAUAACAGUGCGAUAUAUUUCUUUUUCUUUAAAUUGUAAUCUAUGUUCCCGAGCAGUCUUACACACAUCCUCCCAGAGUGAUGUGUUGUGAGUUUGUUUUGUGUGUGCAUAAGAGCAGCCAAUAAGUUUCUCUGUACUCACUCUUGUGAAUGAGUGACUGUGUGGGUCUUAUAGGUUAUGCAACUUUUUUUAUGUGUAUUUAUUUCCAUUUUGUUUGACCGAGGAACGAAAUAGAUUUUUGUUUUUGCAACACUAUGCCUGCAUUAGUUGAUGCGGCAAUCCUCUAGUUUUUUAUUCAAGCAGCAUAACAACGAAGAAGGAAAUUGAUAACACUUGAAUCCACUCUUAUUUUCCUAUUUCAUCUGUCGGCUCACGAUUGGAAGCACGUGUUUAUGCACUUUCUUGGGUGUGGUGAAUUAACCUAAGUUUUACCAUCACGUACACACAAAAAGCAGCGGGGGGUUGUCAUUUUUGGACACUGUUUCUGAUAUUUUAUGAAUGCAUUGUUCUUUGAACAGGCACUGAAAUUCAACUCAAGCAAAAUGUGAGGUAGUUUCUACUUCUAAAAUGGUGCCAAAUUUUUCAACACAGAUUUUAUUUUCUCCCUCAUGCCGUUUCCUCUAAAUCUUUAGCUCACUUCUUUGUUUCUUCAAGUAUGAGGUUGGUUUGUUUGUUUAUUUUUAUGGUUUAUCUAAUGCGUUUACGUGUCCAAUUUAUAACUUGUUUGGAGUGCUUAAAACUUCUUGUGGGACAGCAAAGCUUUGGGUAUACGUGCACCCAAAAAUGUAUAGAUCUUUUCACUUGAGUGUGUGAGAGUUGUGUUCAGCAUGUCCCAAGAGUUUUGUUUUAGCGGAUGAAAACUUGUCUUGUGUGAAUCACAAUCAUUAUCGUGUGUGUGUGUGUGUGUGUGUGUGUGUGUGUGUGUGUGUGUGUGUGUGUGUGUGCGUGUGCGUGUGCGCACACACAGAUCUACACAAACGACAAUACAAUUUGGAGAACAUCGGUUGUUCUCCCCUUGAAGAACAAUGGAGAACUCGGCUGUGAGGCCCCCUUUCUCGAGAAUGCGAGAAUCAUCAAGAUACAAUUGAUUUAGGAGUUUUAUUUUGGAUCUAGGAUGGCUCCAAUACAUUUACUUGUGAACAUGUUGUUUUCUGAGUCUUUCUGCUGCUAGUAUUUAACAAAAUGAAUGGAUAUUUCCAAUUUUUAUUGGUACAGUUUGGGUGAUGUAUUCUACUUUUUUAAUUUUAAUUUUCCACAAUACCCAUUUCAAAGUCAUAAAGAUAACGUAGCAUAUCUGAAUGUCUACAACCUGACACAAUGACCAAAAUCCUUCUAUAUGUAGACAGAAUGUUACCAGAUUUUUCACCCAUUGUUGCAUUAAAUUAUAAACAUUUUUGUUGAUAUACUUUGUUUUGCAUUGUUGUGGUUUGAUGUGAGAUGUAGACUUUGCCGCAGUAUUAGACAGCCAGUAUUCUUUUUUGGGGGGUUGUUGGAUAUUUGUCUUGAAUGUUAAAUUUUUAUUAAGGCAUCCAUCUUUAUUUUCCGCAGGAUGUAAAGCUAAAUUGCACACUCAAGCAGUUGUUUUUGUGAGAUGAUGUGACAUUCAUAAUGGUUGGUUGGUUUGUUUUUGUUUUGGUUAUGUACAAAUAAAAUGUUUGAAAAGACUCACAA
Molecule: messenger RNA, 9921 nt
Organism: Gadus macrocephalus (Pacific cod)
Lineage: Eukaryota; Metazoa; Chordata; Actinopteri; Gadiformes; Gadidae
Gene: celf1
Product: cugbp, Elav-like family member 1
Exons: 14
Coding region: 442-2013 (523 amino acids)
Biological process (GO): mRNA splice site recognition; regulation of alternative mRNA splicing, via spliceosome
Cellular component (GO): ribonucleoprotein complex; cytoplasm; nucleus
Molecular function (GO): mRNA 3'-UTR binding
Source: RefSeq, a predicted model, not a curated record